AUGACGAAGCCAAAGAUGUCGGCCCUAGUGGCCUCUGCUAUACGCAAUUUGCGGGAAAUUCGUGGUUCCACGUCGAAGGAAAUCAUGAAUUACAUUAAAUCCCAAUAUACGGGGUCGGACUCCAACAUACAAAAACAGAUAUUCGCUGCCUUGAAACGUGGCUUGGAUUACGGUAUCCUGAAGAGGGACCGUGGUUAUUACAGCCUGAAUACGGAUCCUGAGAUGAUGUACAAAGCACAUACCGUGACGCCCUUGGAGCAAGGCAGGAGACGAAGGCGAAGGAGGCGACGUGGUCGAGUGCGAGGGCGAAAACCAAGUCGCCGACGAGGUCGCAGGAGGAGGAGGAGGGGCGUAGGCAGAGCACGGGGCAGGGGCAGGGGCAGGGGCAGAGGCAGGGGCAGGGGCAGGAGGAGGAGGAGGGGAAGGAGAAGAAGCAGAAGCUCAAGGAGCAGAGGGGGAAGCCCGAUUCGGACGAGGUCCCUCGCAGCAACCAGAUGUGCCAAGUGCGCCACGUCCAGGAAGCGCACGGAAAACAACACCUUGAGAAAUUCUCCGAUGGAGAAUCUCCGAAAGGACAUGACUUAUUUGUAUAAGAAGGGUGUCCACAACCAGACGCCGUCCAGACAUCAGAGUCGUAGUCAGGAUCGAAGUCAGACGCGCAGCCGAUCGAGUAGCAGCGACAAGGAGAUGAUUGACGACCAAAAUCGCGAUCAAUCAUGAACAUCUACACACGAAAAGUACUGCGGAUCUUACUUACUAAUCCUUCGCAGUAUAUCGUCCAUGUAAAAUUGACAAUUGAAGUUUUAUACAAAAUUAAAAUUUUUUUUAUUAGAUACAUGACAAAAUACUAUUAUUAUAUUCUAUAUAUUGUAUAUUAUUUCGUACAAUUCAAUUUGGAAUAGGAAGCAAAUUUUAUAAUCUUUUAAUCUUUUAAAAGGACUGCAAAGGAUUAAUUGUUCGACGCGGUGGUUGUCAAUCAAUGACGCGGAGAUA
Molecule: messenger RNA, 993 nt
Organism: Atta colombica
Lineage: Eukaryota; Metazoa; Arthropoda; Insecta; Hymenoptera; Formicidae
Product: serine/arginine repetitive matrix protein 2-like
Exons: 2
Coding region: 1-720 (239 amino acids)
Biological process (GO): nucleosome assembly
Cellular component (GO): nucleosome
Molecular function (GO): DNA binding
Source: RefSeq, a predicted model, not a curated record